AUGAAGUUCUUAUGUUACGCUUUGCUAUUGGUAGCCGCAACAGCCGUGGCCCAGGCUGCCGCGGAACGCAGCGAUGAGGAGAGCGUCGCCCGGCUGAGAUACCGCCUCUUAAAGCAACCAAACCAGUUGGAGGCCCGGAGUCUUAGCCAGCUGCUGGCCUUGAAGAACGGCACUCCCCCAUGUCCCGCCCCAACAACCACUGGCACUACUUCCCCUACCGUCACCCCUACCACAACUGGUACUACUACGGGACCAACUACUUCAACAACCACCAGCUCCACCAGACGUGCCCUUACCGACUACAGCCAAGAAGAUAACGAUGACGACGACGGCGAGGAUGACGACAACAGCGAGGACGAGAAGUAUGUGGGCGCCUACAGGGCCAGUGCCAAAAACGACGAUGACAAUCUGGACAACGAGGAGGACAGCUUCGACCUGGUCGGUUACCAGCACAAUCGCGCCGAUUCUGGCCUCCGUCGAGGCGGCAGCCGCCCCGGCUCCGGAUCCGGCUCCCAGGCUUCUAGCAGCGCCAUCUUGAAGGAGUUCGAGUUCCGCCGCCAGCAGGAUCAGAACAAAGCCCUUCGCAAGCGCCUUCAGGCCAUGCGCCGGCGCAACGCCCAGAGCCGACGCCGCGCCCAGGCCAAGCGACGCCGCGUUCGCCGCCGCCUCAACAAGAAGCGCCGUAGUCAGGGUCGCCGCAGCCGUCGCAACCGCAGCCGUGCCAACCGUCGCCACCGUGCGGCCCGCCGCCGCCAGCGCCAGAACGCCAAACGUCGUAUCCGUCGCAACCGCAGACGCAACCGCCGCAACUAG
Drosophila persimilis is the source of this 813-nucleotide messenger RNA. RefSeq lists its product as uncharacterized. The record is from RefSeq and is a predicted model, not a curated record. Bases 1 to 813 code for a protein of 270 amino acids. The transcript is spliced from 3 exons. NCBI's taxonomy places the organism in Eukaryota, Metazoa, Arthropoda, Insecta, Diptera, Drosophilidae.